Molecule: messenger RNA, 3687 nt
Organism: Lucilia cuprina (Australian sheep blowfly)
Lineage: Eukaryota; Metazoa; Arthropoda; Insecta; Diptera; Calliphoridae
Gene: CngB
Product: cyclic nucleotide-gated cation channel beta-1
Exons: 7
Coding region: 176-3403 (1075 amino acids)
Biological process (GO): monoatomic cation transmembrane transport
Cellular component (GO): intracellular cyclic nucleotide activated cation channel complex; plasma membrane
Molecular function (GO): cGMP binding; protein-containing complex binding; intracellularly cAMP-activated cation channel activity
Source: RefSeq, a predicted model, not a curated record
GUCGGUGGCAAAUAAAGUUAUUUGACGGUAAAACUUACAACUGAUAAGAGGCAGCCAGAAGUGACUAAAACAAAGGAAUAAAGUUAAAUUACAUAUAACAUCUAAAACAAAAAUAUCAAUGUGUUUUUAAUUAAAUGUAAACAAUUUUAACAUCGGCAGCUGGUUUUAUGAUAAAAUGGAAAAUAUGGGUCGUUUACGUAGGCCGGCCACAGCUGGUGGUAAUGAAACACAACUAUUGCUAAAAUCAUCACCGAAUAUAUUGGAAAAUUUUCCCUACGAAGAUUUUAAAUCGAAAUUAGAUCGCACACAACCGAAACGUAUGACCUCACCGCCCAUACGCAACCAUCAAAUGCGACGUUCGAAGUCACCGUUAUUCUGUGAUACUUUAGAGCGUCAUGCCUUUAUGCAGAAUGUUAUCAACACAAAACCCUUUCACAACUAUGAGGCUCGCUAUUCAUCGCCCAGCCAAAAGGAGGCCACCGUUAGGAAAAGUUUAGAGGAAAUUUCCAAAGAUAUAAAGGAAAUAGAAGAUUUUCUAACGGCCACGGAAAAUGUGUUGCGUGAAGAGAAGGAACUAGAUAAAGCAGAAAUGAAAAAGAAACGCUCCAAAGUUGAGGGUAGUCCGAAUAAGGAGAAUAAGUCUCCUUCUCCUAAAAGCAUGUCACGCAAGAAUUCUGCCAAAAGCAUUAACUAUAAAAUCAAUUCUUUCCGCAAUCGCAAAAAGAAACCAGGCUCUCCCAGAUUCAUUAAUUCACGUUUGUAUUUUCGUAAUGGCCGCAUAGGUUGUUUGGAGGCAGAAAAUGCUGCCUCAAAUGUGGAAAGUACUCAUGCUUUGGUUAAACAUAUUUUAAAAUAUGAAAAUGAGAAACCUCUAGUAAGUCCAGAAAGUGUGAGAAGGGUUUUAAGCGCUGCUGCACCAUCACCACCUCCAUUGGCAGAGGUUAGGCCUAGAAGGGUUUCAACUGCUAGCACAGCACCCUGUACUUUACCGGGUCAAAUUAUCGAAGAUUUGAAACGACAAGAUGAGGAAUCAUUUGAAAUGCAACCCUCACAAGACGUUAUUACCAAAGCUACGGGAAAGGUAUUACUAGACUUAGAAGAUUCUGGUGUGCAAAACUCUCCGCAAACCGAAAGUUUUGGUUCUAGUAAUCAACCCUUGGUAGAUGAGGAUGAACAAGAUGUACAGAUCUGUUACGAUGAAAUGCCCGAAAUACCCAAUGAAGAACAAAAUAUGGGAGCACUUAUGGAUAGUGAGGUAGAUCGUGUGGAUGCUGAUGCGCCUGUUAAUGUAAGCAUUAAUCGUUUGUCUAGUGCCGGUAGUUUAGAUUCGCAGGAUGAGCAGUUUUUAAGAGAUCAAGUUAGACAUUUGGUAAGACGUUUUACAGCUAGAGCCAAUAAAAUGAAAACACGUUUAGAAAUGCCGCCCACACCCAGCAGUAGUGCUUCUUCACCCUCACCGCCACCACCACCUUUAAAUAACAAACGCAAUUUAAUCAACCGUAAUGUCCAGUCACCAGGCAAAAGAUCUGCUAUAAUAACUCCCCAACAAUCCCCCAAUAAAAAACCUUUAUUUGUGGCUGAUACACCUCGUUCCAAUGUUUGGCUUUGUUCUAGUCUCUGCAGCAGCAAUGACAAUCAAAAGACCUUAGAUCCUCAGGGUAAAAUGUAUAUAUCCUGGUUGUGUGUGGUCUCCAUAUCGUUUCUCUAUAAUGCCUGGGUUAUACCCUUGAGAUCAACAUUUCCCUUUCAAACACCCGAAAAUACAAAUAUGUGGUUGAUAAUGGAUUUCUGUGCUGAUAUAGUAUAUCUUGUGGAUGUGGUGUUUUUCAAACAUCGUAUAAUGUAUUUGUUUGAGGGUUUUUGGGUCAAGGAUAAAAAUCUCACUCGGAAAAAUUAUAUGCGAAAGCUGCAGUUCAAGUUGGAUCUUUUAUCAUUGCUGCCCUUGGAGUUGUUAUAUUUCAAAUAUGGCACUAAGGCCGUAUAUUUAAGAUUUCCUCGCUUCCUAAAGAUACAAAGUUUUUGGGAAUUUUUUAAACUUUUGGAUCGUGUUAUAUCUUCACCACAUAUUGUUCGUAUCGCAAAAACUCUACUUUAUAUGCUGUACAUGAUUCAUUUGACUGCAACACUAUAUUACGCUUAUAGUGAUUAUCAAGGUCUGGGCGUAAAUCGUUGGGUUUUUAGCGGCAAAGGACAUCCCUAUGUCAGAUGUUUUGCAUUUGCUACAAAAACGGCAACGUCUAUAGGUAAGAAUCCCAAACCGGAACGAGAAGGAGAAUAUGUUUUCAUGACCGCUGCCUGGUUAAUGGGCGUUUUCGUAUUCGCCUUAUUGAUCGGUCAAAUACGUGACAUUAUAUCCACGGCCACUAGAACUAAAAAUGAAUACCGGCAACUAGAAGAUGAGACCUUAGAAUACAUGAGACGUUUAAAUCUUCCCCAAGAUGUGCAGAAGCGAGUAAAAAUGUGGUUUAAAUUUACCUGGGAUCAGCAGCGUACCUUAGACGAAUCAAAUAUAUUAGACUCUUUGCCGAUUAAUCUUAAAACUGAUAUAGCCAUAUCGGUACACAUACAAACCCUGUCAAAAGUGCAACUAUUUGCCGAUUGUGAAGAAGCUUUACUCAGAGAUUUGGUAUUAAAAUUGAGAGCUGUUACCUUUCUACCCGGUGACUAUGUGUGUCGUAAAGGUGAGGUGGGUCGUGAGAUGUAUAUUAUAAAAUUAGGACAAGUUCAAGUAAUGGGAGGACCGAACAGUGAUACUGUCUUAGCUACUCUCUCGGAGGGUUCAGUAUUUGGUGAAAUCAGUUUGUUGGGUAUAAAUGGUGCCGAUCGGCGAACUGCAGAUGUACGUUCCAAGGGUUAUGCUAAUCUGUUUGUCUUGUCAAAAAGUGAUCUUAAUGAAGUCAUCGCCUACUAUCCUAAUGCACAGGCUAUAUUGAAGAAGCGAGCACGAGCUUUAAUGCGCAAAAAUGCCGCCCGUGAAAAAGAAGAAAGAGCCCGUAGUUCCGAACAAGCAGAUGUGGUUAUUGGUAAUCCUAAGACCCCUGAAAAUCCUCCCAAACUUUUACAAACUGUUAUACAAGCUUUACCCUAUGAAUCACCUGCUGUAAUGCUUAUAACACGUGGCUCAAAACGUAUGCGCAAAAAGCGUCACUCUAUGAAAAUGGAAACUAUAGAAGAUCGUGAAGUGGAGGAAAUAAAUGAGGGUCUUCAUCUUAAAGCCAGAGAUAGUUUUAUGUUACAUCGUGACUCAAAAGCCUAUUCACCCGAUUUGCUGUCAUCGAUACAACGCGAGUUGGAGAAUAAAAAUCAAUUUAUAAAUUUAACCGAUUCAGAAAAAGCUUUGAUUAUUUCCACAUCCAGUACAGAUUCCGUAACAGUUGAAGAUAUUGAAGAAUAUGGAAAGUAAAAUCAAUGGAUAUGGACUUGGAGUACUUAUUUUUGUGAAUAAAAAUUAAAAUUCUGGAUUUCUAGAUUAAGUGAAGAUUCUGCCUAUUAUCAUGUUAUUUUAUUUGUUAAAAAGAUUAUGUUGCCAGUUUUAUGAUUAAUUGUAUGUGUCAAUUUUAAAGACUUCAUCUAGAAGGAUGAAAAUUAUUUUAGGUUAUAAUUAACUAAAUAUAUUUUUGAUGUAAUAUUUUAUGCAUAAAAAUUUUCGAAAAUAGUUCGAAAAAUAAAUGUGCUUUUGUUGUAAAA